AUGACCUUGACCCUGAACUCGACCUUGCCCCCUACCCCGCCGCUAUCCACGGCGCUGCAGCCCCUCACCCCACUUUUGGGGGACAGGCUUCUGCCGGCUCCCCCUCUCCGUUGCUGCCGGGAGGAGUCUGACAGCCGGUACCGGCGGGAUUGGCUGCGGUUCCGUGACGCGGAGGGGUGGAACCGCAUUACCACCGGGAUGAGCGCGGCCGAGGGCCGGCCCCGGUGCCGGUGGGGCGGCGGCGGCGGCGGCGAGGCGGUGCUCCGUGCCCGUGCUGAGGCCGCCGGUUACCGGAGGCUGCUGCGAGCCCGAGCCGCCGAGGUGGAGGCGUUGCGGGGCGCGGUGGACGCGUUACACCGGCAGCUGGAGGGGCUGCGGGACCGGCGGAGCGGGGAGCUGGCCAAGUACCAGGAGCGGGUGGCGGAGCUGGAGCGGGAGAUCGGGGCGGCGGAGGCGGAGAUGGCCCGGUGCCUGCGGGAGUACCCGGCGCUGCUGCGGCUGCGGAUGGCGCUGGAGGCGGAGAUCGCCGCGUACCGGGAGAUGCUGGAGAGCGAGGAGCUGCGCCUGGGUGCCCUGGCCCCGCCGUGAGCGGACCCAUCACCAGACACCGGCCCUGCCGUUACCACCGGAUCCCCGGUCCCGGGACCGGAUCCUCAGCCCCACCACCGGACCUCGGUUCCUCCGCCGGACCCCAGACCCCCGACUCCUGCGCCCCGGGCCACGGUUCCCUCGGACCCUCUGGAGCUCUCUGGACUCACGGAGCCCCGGUCCUUCUGUCCCCCCCCUCCACGGGCCCCYCGGACUUCUGCACCCSCGCCUGCCCCGGGACCCCCGGGAGGGCAGCGCCCGUGGGGACACACACUCACCAGCCUCUCCGGGGCGGGGGUCCCGGCCCAGACCCCUGCGGAAGCACCUCAAUAAAGCCCCGUGGCACCA
Molecule: messenger RNA, 936 nt
Organism: Malurus melanocephalus (red-backed fairy wren)
Lineage: Eukaryota; Metazoa; Chordata; Aves; Passeriformes; Maluridae
Product: alpha-internexin-like
Exons: 3
Coding region: 1-588 (195 amino acids)
Biological process (GO): neurofilament bundle assembly
Cellular component (GO): intermediate filament; axon; cytoplasm
Molecular function (GO): structural constituent of postsynaptic intermediate filament cytoskeleton
Source: RefSeq, a predicted model, not a curated record